CCGCUGAGGUUUCGGUUUCGUUUCUGGUUCUGUCUCUCCAGGAGCGCGCAGACAUGGGCGCUGGCUGACGGUCACUUUGGGAUGAAUGUGUUGCAGUUCCACCACUUCACGCCAGAGAAAUACAAAACUUAGCUUCAACCAAGGGCGACAGUCGGAUUAAGUGUGAGGUGCUGUCAGGAUGCAGAGGGGUUUCCAGUUGGGCCUGCUGCUUCUGGCCUUCCAGCUAUUCCAGGAGGGUCUGGGCAACAUCCCAGCAGUCACCCUGACUGUCCUGGGAUUCAAUGUGUAUCUGUACAUGUUCCCUGCCGCUCCGCUGAUGAAGGCCUGUGUGAGCCUCCAGUAUGUGUACAAGGAUAAAGACUGGCGUCGCCUCUUCCUCUCCCCCCUGCACCACGUCGAUGACUGGCAUCUCUACUUCAACAUGGUGUCCUUCCUCUGGAAAGGUAUCAGGCUGGAGCGCCGUCUGGGCGGAGGCUGGUUCCUCUACCUGCUGUCAGUCUUCUCUCUGCUCACCGGAUUGGUCUAUCUGCUGCUGCAGGCGGCGCUGACAACCCUCAUGAAAGACUCUGAUCUGUUAGCAGAAUUCAUAGACGUGUCAUCGCACAGUAGGGAGUGUGCUGUCGGCUUCUCAGGUGUCCUGUUCGCUCUGAAGGUGGUCACUAACCAUUAUAACCCAGGUGGCGUCACGUUCGUGUUGAAUAUUCGUGUGUCCAACCGCUUCGCUAGCUGGGUGGAGCUGGUGAUGAUCUAUCUAAUUGCUCCGGGGACUUCUUUGAUUGGCCACCUGGCAGGUAUCCUGGUGGGUUUGCUCUACACUGUGGGUCCACUGGAGACCAUCAUGAAGACAAGUGCAGAUGGAAAUAAUCCUCGAACAAGUUCAUACUUCAACUUUUCAGGUUACAGUGGGACUACACGAGAACACUCAGAAGAUCCACAGCAUGCAGAAGAUCAUACUGUAGAUGAUGCAUCUAAAUCUGAUAUUGCAAGACUGACAGAGGAAGAGCAGUUAGAGAUGGCAAUCAGAAACAGCCUGAAUGAUGGAGGACGAACCAGGCAGAGAGAAACUGCACGUCCAGCUUAUGGUGUCCACCCCACUGCGGAGGAGGUGAGACUUGAGGAGCUCAGGAGGAGGAGAUUGAGGAGGUUUGGAGAAGUUUCCAACAAGCGGAGGAGAAGAUUGUAAUAAUGACACUUUCACAAUAUCUCAUAUAAUCAGUCUCCUACCAACAGUACAUCGCAGUGUGAAAAUUGUUGGGGUAGCUUCUUUCCAUCACUCUGUCUACUUUGUGCUUUUGUGUUUCUCGUGAGGACUUUCUUGUUGAGAACACACCAGAUCUUAUCACUGCUUUAUGGGCAGAAGCUGAAUGAAGGAUUUGGUCUGUGCGCUAGAAAUAAAACUCUACAUUAUGGGGUAUUAUGUGGCAGAUUAUUCCUUGGUGGGGACCAGUUGUCCGGCUAAGCAGAGACUAGAGGAAGUUACUGAUCACUUGACGGACACUUGAUAUGAUCUGGUCACUUCCAUGUACAUAAAUGUAUAUUUGCAGAUUUUAAAUGUACCCUUCCACAGGCACUAUCACACUUAUAAUAAUUUAUUUUACAAUGCAUUCUAUAUUCUGUAGGAUUGCCGCUCUCUUUAUUGUUUACUUUUUCAUCUUCUGUAAGGCCUACUUCAUAGCUGGCAUUUUUUCUGUUCUGACUAGGGAAUAGUCGAACUCGAACCUUUCCUUAAAAACCAUCUGCUAUUAGAUAAAAUGUUUAGCUCCUGGACGUAGACUUGUUUGUUGUUAAAAACAACAACAUUUACCAGGACAAUGUACAUACAGGUGGAUUUUUCAAUUUAUGCCGAUUAACCACUUCCUAUUGCUAACAUUCAGUUUUUGUUCCCUUUAACCCUUUAAUCUUUCUCCAACCUCAGCAAAGUUUUUUUUUUUUUGUCUAAACAUUACCAAACCAUAACAACACAGAGGUGGCAGAUCAGAAACCAGCAAUCCUUUUGGUAUUUGUCAUGUUUGUAGUGGUUCUGUUCAAAUUACAGUUUUGCACAAUAAAGAUUUACUUCUUUUCAAA
This is a messenger RNA of Micropterus salmoides (largemouth bass), 2067 nucleotides long. Its product is annotated as rhomboid-related protein 4-like. The record is from RefSeq and is a predicted model, not a curated record. Gene Ontology annotation, cellular component: membrane. The transcript has 8 exons. Gene Ontology annotation, molecular function: serine-type endopeptidase activity. The coding region runs from base 179 to 1183 and encodes 334 amino acids. NCBI's taxonomy places the organism in Eukaryota, Metazoa, Chordata, Actinopteri, Centrarchiformes, Centrarchidae.